Molecule: messenger RNA, 333 nt
Organism: Bursaphelenchus okinawaensis
Lineage: Eukaryota; Metazoa; Nematoda; Chromadorea; Rhabditida; Aphelenchoididae
Source: the annotation of a GenBank genome assembly
AUGCGAAUCGUCGUUCCGUUCUCGGCCGUGCUUUAUGGACGUAUUCCACGAUUCGAUUUACAAUUGGACCCAGGUAAUCUUCAAGUUUUUAAAAGAAAAACGAUAAAUUCGUUUAAAUUUCAAGCGCCUCGUCCUAAACCUUACCUUCCAUUAGGAACUAACCAUAGCCGUCUUGGUAAUACAAUAUAAUCGGUAGUUGUAGAACUUGUACUUCGUAUCGCUGUUCUGCGUACUCGGACUCAUAUGUGCAUUGGGUUGUGUGCUAUGUGUAUGUUUGGGAUCGUUUCACCUGAACACAUGUGUCACUUAUUUAUGGAGUUCUACGGAAACUGA